AUGGCGCCAAACAACUACCAGCGUCCUUUGUCUGAUACGGAAUGGGAAGAGGCAAAGCCGCAUUUCGAGCGUCUUUAUAUCGGUGAAGCUCGUCCCCUACCAAAGGUCAUGGAGUUGAUGGAGAAACACCAUGGAUUCAAAGCGAGCCAAAAGAUGUACAAGAACCGCAUCAAGCAAUGGGGUCUGUCAAAGUAUCUCAAGUCGGAGCAGGCAGAACGCCUCGCGAACGAAGGAGGUGCUAGUGACGAGAUGACCCAGAAGGGUAUACGGUCCAUGGCUCGACGGCGUAAUCGUGAACAGAUGAAGCAAAAGUCCCAGCAUGGACGACAUGCUUCGACUGCUUCAAACGAGUCCCCUCCGCGUCAAAUGCAGCAAGUGCAACAGCCAUUGCCGGCUCACCCUUCAGCUCAUGUACCAGCUCCUGUACGGACCACUCUCACCGUCACACCGGCUCAACAUCAACCUCAUCCACAGCUCCAGACAUACACGAGCCAGUCGCCAAUCGCCUCAGCAGCUUUCGUGGCCGAGCCUUCACCCAUUCAGCAAGACAAUCCUGCUCCCUGGACAGCACCCCAAUCCUUCAAACGCGGGUCAACAUCCAGUAUCGAGGACCAGUUUCUGGUAAAUCUCCGUGCCUGGACCCACGAAGCUUUCGUCACACGCCAAUGGGAACGAUCGGCCUCUGUCAUGCACCAAAAAGGCAGACACGCCUCACGCCAGCUGGCCUCCGAGUUAGGAGCUGGUAUCAAGCUGCUUGAACAGAACAGUGAGCUUGCAUGGGCCCAUUGGGGCCGUGCCGUCGAACACUUCCAAAAUCCGGAGCUUUUUAAAACUUGGUACCACGAAACCCCAGUGCGUUUGCUAUUCGAAGUCAGUCGCAUCGCACACCUGGGACACCCUGCCUUCGCUGUCAAGCUGUUGAGCUUCAUCAGUGAGUGGGCCGCAUCGCAUCUGGAUAAAUCAGACGUGCGGCAUGCCCUGUACGGACUAUACAACCAAAUUCCCCCUACCCAGCUGAAACCCCUGUAUGUACGUGCAGCACGAUGCAUGCUCGACGGCCUGAAGUCUCGACUGGAGCCACAUAAUCCGCUACUCGUCGAGGUCCGGCUCAACCGUGCUCUUGAUAUGGUCUGGUUUGAACCCAUGACCGAUCUUAGCGAAUGGGUGCUGCCACUUGAUCAGGUCGAUCGAGCAUGCGGCAGUGACAACCAGUUCUCCAUUUAUUACCUCCUCCUCGAGGCAUAUCAACUUGUAGGCCGCGACAAACACGAAGAAGCCGAACGUGUCACGCAACAAGCUCAGGUCCGCAUCGAGGCCCUGCAGGCGCUUCAGGAAGCCAGCCCGAGCCCCGAUCCCAGCACCAACCCCAACAAAAACCUCGACGAAUACCGCGUCGCCAUGGCCUACCGACGCCUUGGCCGCAUGCAAUACACCAAAGGCCGCUUCCAGGACGCGCGCCGCAGCUUCAACACGGCCCUGCGCUACGUCGGCGUCGGCGUCAAGGCCGCCGACAACAUCAUGGUCGAGGUGUUUCAAUGCCAGGAAAGUAUGGCCCGGGCGCUCAAGGACGAAGAGGACGCGCAGCUCUGGAGUCGACUGCUGAAGGCGCAUGAGAUGCGCGUCAAGGAGAAACAGGAGGCGGAUCUGGCUAAAGAGGCCGCCGCCAUCACCAACGGCAUGACGGGCGGCACCGCGCAGUUGAGUCCCAUGGCUAUCGAUGGCGGGAUGGCGACGCCGGGGGCGAGGAGCGCGAGCCCGAGGCCUUUGAGCCGGAGCACGACGUUCUGA
This is a messenger RNA of Cyphellophora europaea CBS 101466, 1788 nucleotides long. RefSeq lists its product as uncharacterized. The coding region runs from base 1 to 1788 and encodes 595 amino acids. The transcript is spliced from 3 exons. The record is from RefSeq and is a predicted model, not a curated record. NCBI's taxonomy places the organism in Eukaryota, Fungi, Ascomycota, Eurotiomycetes, Chaetothyriales, Cyphellophoraceae. Gene Ontology annotation, molecular function: protein binding.